Messenger RNA from Aspergillus fumigatus Af293, 2280 nucleotides. RefSeq lists its product as uncharacterized. NCBI's taxonomy places the organism in Eukaryota, Fungi, Ascomycota, Eurotiomycetes, Eurotiales, Aspergillaceae. The transcript has a single exon. The record is from RefSeq and is a predicted model, not a curated record. The coding region runs from base 1 to 2280 and encodes 759 amino acids.
AUGAGUGGAAGCAGCUCGCCUGACUACAAGGAACUAUUCCUCAAGGCGGAGGAGGAAAGGAAAUGGGCAGAGGAACGCCAAAGGCAGGCAGAGGAAAGGGAGAAGCAGGCAGAUGAGGAGAGGAGGCUGGCAGAGGAACGCCAAAGACAGGCAGAGGAACGCCAAAGACAGGCAGAGGAACGCCAAAGACAGGCAGAGGAACGGGAGUGGCAAGAGAGGGAGCGCAACCGACCGACGACUUUUUCAGAGUUCAUCCGUCAUUGCCACGAUCUCCUUUGGCGGCCCCUACGAGCUCAAACACCGUCACGCUCAACGACAGGCAAAAUCCCUUCUCCCACCGGAAAAUACUGCCCUAUACGACUGCUUCCGUGGACCGAACGUGAAGCUAGACAACGGGAAAUUUAUGAGUCUGUUUGCCGCUACCUUCAACCGACAGAAGAGGAUGCACAACAGUUAUUCACGCCGCUUGUUGCGUUGGAAGACCAUGGCCGACGAUUCGCGCGUCGACCCAUUAGCAGCGAACAGGAUUUAGAGACCUAUGAGCGACUCGCCGUUGAAGAUCAUGUGCAUGAUAUCGUCACUGAGUUAUGUAAAAUACCGGAUGCUCGCGAGGAGUUCCGGUUAGGCAGCGGAGUGUGGUUCGAUAAUCACGCCAAUGCUCUGGACGAAGAUGAUGAAACCGAUGCUAGCCAGCCAUCAACCACAAAACCUUCGAAGCCGGAUCAAUUUUGCAUCCAUCGAGUCGACGGGGCCACGAGCACCUUGCUCACUACGGUCGAAUACAAACCACCCCAUAAGCUAUCCGUGGCGGUCCUGCGUGAAGGACUCCGGCCGAUCGAUUUUUGGCACGAAAUCGUAGAACCGGAUACUGUCCCGACGGAAGAGCCGGAGAAAUCAAGAUAUAACGCCGCGCGGCUGGUCGGAUCCGCGAUUGUCCAAGAAUUCCACGUGAUGAUUCAAGAAGGGCUCGAGUAUUCAUACCUAACGAACGGCCUGAUGGAUGUGCAGCUCUGGGUGCCCUACGACGACCCAACUACCCUCUACUACGACCUUGGUGACCCCAGUAUGUACAGAACAGAGGGUGUCGGAAGACUCCGGGCUCCCAUGACUCGAAUUGAGAGGACUCUAUGUCUCUGUCUGAUGAGUUUUCGCACUCCUCUUCGUGAUCAGGCCUGGCGAAAUGCCGCCAAAGCAAGGCUACCGAUUUGGCACACGAGUUUCGAUAGUGAGCGCUCCCAGAUUCCAGCAGCGGAAUUACCACAGGACGCCAGCGUGGACUAUGCUGGCUCCGAAUAUACUACUCCUGAGCAGACUACCUCUGAGUACGUACCUUCAUCGUCUCCAGCGGGGUCUCCUGUCACCAAAGGCCGUCGAGUGACCACACGAGCAGCCUCUGGCUGCGCGCCUUCAUCCGACCAGCACCACCAAGAGGAUUCUUCGGAUUCCGAGGUAGACCCUGCCGCAUCUGCUGGACGGAAGCGGGGAUUUAGCCAGGUUACAUCGUCCCCUUCAACCCAACGCUCCGCACCCCGAACAGAUUCGCAAAGGUACCAAAGCGGACAAUCUCGUCCACAUGUUGCUCAAUAUUGCACACAAAAGUGCCUUCUAGGGCUACAGCAAGCCGGCACGCUUGACGCUGACUGUCCGAACACGAAGCUGCAUACACUCGGCGGAAGUGACGUCCGCCACCUGAUCAGCGCAGAAGACCUAGUGAAGAAACUCAAGGCGCAGCUUGAUCAAGAUCUCGAUCAUAACUGCACUCCAAUAGGCCAUUGUGGGUCCUACGGUGCACCAUUCAAGAUUACUUGUGCCACAUUCGGGUACACUAUUGUCGGGAAAGGGACGACUUCGAAACGCUGGAAGAAGGUGUCGCGCGAAGCAGAGGUUUACCGUGUCCUCCAGCGGGCCCAAGGUUCGGCAGUCCCAGUCUUUCUCGGAGCUAUCAAUUUGGCCCAGGUCUACUUCCUCCACGCUGCAGGAGAAAUUCGUCAUAUGCUCCUUAUGGGCUGGGGUGGCGAGAGCGUGGAGCAUAUAACCCUUGACAAGACCAUUCAACGUGCGAUCUCUCGGUCAGUAAGGGAAAUCCGUUCUUUGGGCGUUUCCCACCAGGACCUUCGCCCGGAAAACAUUCUCUGGAAUGCCGAGCUUAAACGAGCGUUAAUCAUCGACUUCCACCGCUGCACAUUGGACCCUCGGCCGAUGCACAAGCGGCCUGGUUCUCUCAAACGAUUGCGGUGUGAACCUGAAGAACGUGAAUCUAAAAGAUUGCGUGUGGCGUGA